Messenger RNA from Aplysia californica (California sea hare), 1174 nucleotides. Its product is annotated as proton-coupled amino acid transporter 2. The record is from RefSeq and is a predicted model, not a curated record. Gene Ontology annotation, biological process: amino acid transmembrane transport. Gene Ontology annotation, molecular function: amino acid transmembrane transporter activity. NCBI's taxonomy places the organism in Eukaryota, Metazoa, Mollusca, Gastropoda, Aplysiida, Aplysiidae. Gene Ontology annotation, cellular component: vacuolar membrane.
UCUCUCUUUCUCUCUCUUUCUCUCUUACCUCUAUAUUUCUCUCUUUGUAUCGCCCUCUGUCUUUCCCUCUCCUGUCUACCGCACCCAUUCCCUCCUCAUCUCCUCGCUCCUCUCCCUCCUAAUCUCGUUCCUCCUCUCCCUUCUCUCUUCUCCCCUCCUAUUACGCAAGCGCGAUAUGCCACCAAAACGCAUCUACCACCCCAGCAAGGAGGACCCCACCCGCUACCACUAUGUCAGCUCCGAUGACGACAACGACGGAUCUUACGUCAGCUUCACACACGACGUCUCCAGACCCCUCCUCUCGGGAGCCCCCACGUCGUUCGAAACGUCCUUCCCACUAGAGGGCGCCGCUGUGUAUGACGUCACCGGGGCGGCGGCGGGCACGAAAAACGCCGCCAGACUGCCGCCAGAUGGCGAUGUGUGGGGUGUCGUACGUGAACGUGUGGACAAGCCAGGUCUGUCCGAAAACCCGUUUUCGGUACCUAACACUCACCAGCACAGCCCUGAUUCUGUCCAGCAGCUGCUCACUUCACAGAGCAUACUUCUCUCCACACAUUCCACCAUUGAGACCGAAAACUUCGAGCAUUCAAAAUGCAGGACCAAGCUUCAGCUACGUAACUACCAAGAGACGGUGUUCCAGUGCUUUUACACGGGUCCCAGACGCCUGCAGGGACUCGCCCACUUUAUGAGGUCUCUAGUGAGCGUGCUGAUCUACAUCAUGCAGUGCAGCUUCUGCUGUAUCUACAUCGUCUGGGUGGCCACAAACGUCAAACCGGACUUGCCUGAUGUCAGCAAAAGGCCGGCGUUCGGAUCCUGGGCCACAAUGCCCAUGUUCUUCGGGACCUCCGUCUUCUCCUAUGAGAGCAUUAGCCUGCCGUUCAUUUCUUAUUCCAAUCUUGCCUUCAUUGACCUCAUAAUUAAUAAUAACCAGGUGACGAGGCUGUACCUAUCGGUGAAUCUUAUCCUGGCGGCGGCCAUGUUCAUCUCCGUGGGUGUCCAGUUCUACGUGCCCAUCUCCGUCAUCGUCCCCACGCUGGAACAGCGCUUGCGCGUAAAGUCUGAGAGAAGCAAGACCAUACUGAACCUGGCAACGAGGAUUGGACUUAUCACUCUGAUCUGCAGAGUUGAAGCAACUGGCUUCCUAAAUGCUAUAGAUUAUGUCUAUGGGGAGUAA